This is a messenger RNA of Aspergillus sclerotioniger CBS 115572, 2563 nucleotides long. Its product is annotated as DNA-directed DNA polymerase eta. NCBI's taxonomy places the organism in Eukaryota, Fungi, Ascomycota, Eurotiomycetes, Eurotiales, Aspergillaceae. Bases 450 to 2441 code for a protein of 663 amino acids. Gene Ontology annotation, cellular component: replication fork; site of double-strand break; nucleus. The transcript has a single exon. The record is from RefSeq and is a predicted model, not a curated record. Gene Ontology annotation, molecular function: damaged DNA binding; DNA-directed DNA polymerase activity. Gene Ontology annotation, biological process: error-prone translesion synthesis; response to radiation.
UAAUGAGGUGGGAUGAUAUUCCAGCAAGUUCGGGUCUUGGUGAAAAGCAAUAUCUAGUGCCAUCAGACAUGUGCCAAUCAAGAUGUGCGCUAGCUACUAGAUGAUGAAGUAGCAAAGUACACCAGGAUGUAAAGAAAGCAUAUUGAAGUGCGAAAGACACGCAUCGAACACUUUCAGGUGUCGAUUAGAUAGACUCGAUCUUGAUGCACUUGAGGCGUUCAUUCAUGUUCGACGCCGCCCAAGCAGCGCUAACCCCCUUUGGGCAAGAACCUUCCGAGUCCACAACGUUUCCGACUCAACUUUCAACCCCGGAUGACGAUUCUCAAUUUCUCAGCCCGACUUCUUCACAGAAGCAGGUGUCACAUCCGGUAUACGACGAAACCACCUCCUAGUUCGCCUUUGCUCGUCAUCCUACAUUCCGCAAUGACUAUAGCAUUGUCGUUAUCGAUAUGUCACGCUCUUCCCCGGAACCCCUCCUGUCGACCUUUUCGUCCGGCGAUUCCUUGAAGUCCGCGUCUCGCUACACCUACCGUCACCUACAGCUUCUCCGUCAAGGUAACACUGCGACACCUCUCCGAGUCAUUGCACAUGUCGACCUUGAUGCUUUCUAUGCACAAUGUGAAAUGGUACGGCUGGAGACGCCCCGUACAGUGCCCCUCGCUGUGCAACAAUGGGAUUCCCUCAUUGCGAUCAAUUACCCAGCCCGAUCCUUCGGAAUAACGAGAAUGAUAUCGGCAGGAGAGGCCAAGAAGCUUUGUCCCGAGAUUAUCUUACAACACGUUGCGACGUUCCGAGAAGGUGAGGGUGGGACAUGGGCAUACAGAGACGACGCGUUCAAGAGGAUAAAUACCGACAAAGUGUGUCUGGAUCCGUACCGAGCCGAAUCGCGCAAGAUUUUGAAGGUGAUGAAGGAAGAGCUAUCGAGAUGGCAUCAGGAGCUAGCUGGUGAUAGACAGGGAACCGGCUCUCUGUCUCCCAUACAGCAGGCUGGACUUGAGAAAGCUAGCGUUGACGAAGUCUUCAUUGACCUGUCACCUCUUGUGCACGCCGUACUUCUUCAACGAUUUCCUGAAUUGCGCGCCAAUCCACCAGGCGAUGAUCGGAUCACACCAUUGCCUAUCCCACCCACGACUGCAUUGGAAUGGAACGCGGAAGAUUGCUUGAUCGACCUGGAUGAGAAUGAAACGGAAGUCGACGAUCCGGACUGGGAUGACAUCGCUAUGCUCAUAGGGUCUGAAAUUGUCCGAUCGGUCCGAACAGCUGUCUGGGAACAGCUCAGCUACACGUGCUCUGCGGGCGUUGCCAGAAACAAAAUGGUGGCAAAGUUAGGGAGUGCAUGCAACAAGCCAAAUAAGCAAACUAUCGUACGGAAUCCUGCCGUGCAGAACUUCCUCGGUGGUUAUAAGUUUACGAAGAUUAGGAUGCUGGGGGGUAAGCUUGGAGAUCAGGUCACUGCUAUGUUUGGAACAGAGCAAGUGAGUGACCUUUUGAAGGUGUCCCUUGAGCAAUUUCGCGCCAAGUUGGACGACGAUACCGCUACUUGGCUUUAUGGGAUUAUUCGAGGGGAAGACAAAAGUGAAGUCAAUUCGAGGACGCAAAUCAAGUCGAUGCUUUCAGCAAAGUCAUUCAGACCGAGCAUCAACUCUGUUGAUCAGGCUGAUAAAUGGCUAAGGAUCUUUGCGGCUGAUAUCUAUGGCCGCCUUGUUGAGGAUGGUGUUCUUGAGCACAAGCGCCGCCCUAAAACAGUUGCCUUGCAUCAUCGGCAAGGAGCACAGGUUCGCUCCCGCCAGGUUCCCAUUCCGGGUUCAUCACCGAUCGAUGAAACGUUACUCUUUGAACUUGGAAAGACGCUGUUCCGACAAGUCAUAACAGAUGGACGUGCAUGGCCCUGUGCAAAUCUGUCUUUGAGUGUGGGUGGAUUCGAGGACGGCAUUUCAAAGAACCGGGCAAUAGACGCCUUCCUACUUCGAGGAGAGCAGGCGAAGAAUAUAGGACAAUCUAAGAGGGAUUGGACGACCGAAGAGCCACCACGGGAUGAGCAACCCAGUGAAAAACGCAGGAAACUCGAGGACAAUGUCAUCAAGCGGUUCUUCCCCGGGCCUCCCCAGACUAACCUUCAGCGCGAUCUGCACCAUAUCAAUGCAGAUGACAUGGGAGAGAAACUUGAAGAUUAUUUGGAGCCGGCGAUCCAACCAGUGGAGCCGUCACCCGGGCUCUACACCUGCAGUCGCUGCGGAAGUGUGUUCCCAGAACACGAGAAGGGAGAACAUGAUGACUGGCACUUUGCCAAAGACCUGGCGGAUGAAGAACGACAAGUGGCCAGCACUCCGCGGGCCCAAGAAGCUUCACAUACUUUGGGGGCAUCCAGCCCACGUAAAAAGACCAAUCGUAGCAAUCGGGGCAGGCCGGGAAAGGGUCAGACUCGCCUUAGUUUUGGAUAGACUCUGUAUAGCGAGGUUGAAUACUUGAAAAAUACCAAGCGCAGUCAGACCUGCGUGACCCACGAGGUGACACAGUAACAUUCACAUAUCCAGAACCCAACCAUGUUUUGACAGAAUUUCUC